Amphimedon queenslandica is the source of this 1993-nucleotide messenger RNA. Its product is annotated as forkhead box protein K2-like. Bases 176 to 1534 code for a protein of 452 amino acids. Gene Ontology annotation, biological process: regulation of DNA-templated transcription. Lineage: Eukaryota; Metazoa; Porifera; Demospongiae; Haplosclerida; Niphatidae. The record is from RefSeq and is a predicted model, not a curated record. Gene Ontology annotation, molecular function: protein binding; sequence-specific DNA binding; DNA-binding transcription factor activity. The transcript is spliced from 6 exons.
UGUAUUUUCUAUUGUAAACAAAAACACAGUCAGUGCAUGUCAUACUCACGCAUCCGGUCUGUAUGGGGAAAGUCUAGUACUACCUGACCUCCUGCAGUACUGCCAUCUCUCUCUACUUGUAUAAAUACCUCGUUAUAGGCUCUGAUAGAAGCACAGGAAGGAGUCUGAAGGCAAUAUGGCUGAUGUAAAGGCUUAUGCAAGGCUGGAAUGGAGAGAGUUUGAAUAUCUAAUGACCAAGAGAAGGAUAGCAAUUGGGAGGGACAGCAAAAUAGGCCAUGUUGAUGUGAAUAUGGGCACGACUAGAUUCAUCUCUCGUAAACACCUUGAGAUAUCGCUCGAUGGCUCAAGGUUUUAUCUUCUCUGUCGCGGGAAGAACGGGAUCUUUGUCAAUGAUGUCUUUCAGAGACGAGAGGCAAAGAGACUAAUGUUACCUUCACCGUGUAUUAUUCGUUUUCCUUCCACAACAAUCAAAUUAGUAUUCUCAUCUCUUCUAGAAGAGAAUGGCUACCAUGGUGAUGUUAGGCCCUCCAGUCCCCUCCCACCUUCGUCAGCUUUCCAGUCUCCCUACGUGACCCCGUUACCCUCUCCCACUGGCACGAUAAGGUGGGUGUGGUUUAGGUUGGGCUUUAAUAAGAAAAUGAAGGGACUUUCCCUUCAAGGCUCUGACAGAAAACAGACCUUGAGUAACAUAUACCAGUUCAUUUCUGAUAAGUAUCCUUAUUACCGGCUUGAAGAUAAGGGAUGGAAGAAUUCAAUACGUCACAACUUGUCUCUUAAUCAAUAUUUUAUGAAAGCCCCAAGAGAGAGGGAGGGGCUAGGGUUCGGUAAAGGUGGCUACUGGUGCAUGCAUCCUGACUAUGAGGACAAGCUAACCUCACAAGCUUAUGUUAAAAGAAAGAAGAAAGGUAUACCUGUCUUCCCUACAGCAAGCCUAAUGUCCAGGAGUGCUCCUCCUUCUCCGACUCAUCAUCAUUUUGCUCCUGAUAUUAAUCUUAAAGACCAUCAUGAGAGUCAUUUCCUCAUCCGUCCUUCACCGAUGCCACACCCUCACUUUACUCUUCCGACUUUCCUCCCCCGUCUCCCUCAGUCCGCCUCUCAUUCUCUACCCGCUAGUCCUAAUCGUCUACCUCAUUUUCCAACAGCAGGGGGCCCCCUUAGAUUUUACCCCCUGGGUAUUAAUUCCACAGCCUCGUCAACCGAGGCCCUAGCUUUAGAGUCACGUCAUAGGCUCCGGGCCGAUGGGGGAAAAGGGGAGGUACCCUCAACCAAACGUCCUUGUCUUGAUGAUGGAGGAGUUCCCAAACCUCUUGGUCGUCACGUCGGUCCGGUCAUUAUGGGCGGGGCCAAUCACUCGUUAUUGGGGCCACAUCCAAUGUUUCCCAGAUUUCCUUAUAUGGGCAUGCCGUUAUUGAAUCCGCCCGUGAUGGCCACGCCUCCUUGUCCGCCUCGUAUGAUUAUAGAAGAGAAAGAGGAAGAGGAUAAAAAUGAAGAGACACAAGAAGUAGAAGAGGAAGGGGAGGAGUCUGAGCCUUAAGCCACACCUCUUUUUGCUGGUUAGGAGUAAUUAUAUUAUUAGAAGUCAAUUAUUCAUUUAGUAUGCCUGGCCACGCCUUUAUUAAUGGGUGUGGUCAUGGUUGACACUUAACUUGCUGUAUAAAGUGGGUGUGUGCUAUUAUUGUAUUGUACUGUACGUGGGGUGGGGGGUCAGUUAAUUUUUGUUUAAUUUCCCCCCUCACCACUGCUCACUUUUUCUCAUUUAUUUUGCUUCACAUUUUACAUACACUCACCCCAAAAAUUUAAUAAAAAAUUAUUAUUAUUAUUAUUAUUAUCAUAAAUAAUAACUUUGAACUAGAUUUCAAUUUAUCCCUCUGUCUUCCUAAACUCUCAUCAUUAUUAUUAUUGUUGUUAUUAUUAUUGUUGUUGUUAUUAUUAUUAUUGUUGUGUUAUGUUUUAUUGCCGCUAAUUGAGAAACAAAGUUUAAAAUAAUAUUAAA